Molecule: messenger RNA, 2956 nt
Organism: Cololabis saira (Pacific saury)
Lineage: Eukaryota; Metazoa; Chordata; Actinopteri; Beloniformes; Belonidae
Gene: gprc5ba
Product: G protein-coupled receptor, class C, group 5, member Ba
Exons: 4
Coding region: 542-1735 (397 amino acids)
Biological process (GO): G protein-coupled receptor signaling pathway
Cellular component (GO): plasma membrane; extracellular exosome; intracellular membrane-bounded organelle
Molecular function (GO): protein kinase binding; protein kinase activator activity; G protein-coupled receptor activity
Source: RefSeq, a predicted model, not a curated record
ACUGAACAGAGAGCAGAGGUGCAGGGAUCAUUUAUUAUUAGUAGUAGUAUUAUUAUUACUGAGGCUCAGCGCGGACACCGAGCGGCUGGACGGUGCGGUACCCGGGCAGCGGGACGGGGACGGCGUGCAUCCUUUGUGCGCAUCACAGGAUUUGAGCCGUUUUUCCGUUUCAUCAAUUUUAAUGAACGCUCCAUCGAUGCUGGUAAUUGAAAGCCAAAGAUGCGCAUCGCCGAACAAAGGAUUUAGGGGGGAAACGAUCAACAAUCUUCCUUAUAUCUGAAUUUUUCCCCAGCCUAACACGUUUGGUGUCCGCGGAGGGCAGACGGGGCUGAAUCCUGCUCUGGUUUAAACCUGGAGCAGGAGGAAUCAUCUGGGCUGAUCGCGGACAGGUCCAUGUGGAUGGAAAGAGGACACGCAAACACGAUCGGAGCUUAUUCCGAAAUGUGACUUUUUUUAUUUUAUUUGAUUGUGUCUCCCAUCAAACCUUACCACUGUGCAUCAGUCUCCAUCCUAGAUCCCAACUGUUUACAUCGAUCAAGACAUGGCGGUUCCACCCGUGCUCCUUUUGCUGCUGACCGUCGCUCACUGUGCCAUUGGACAGAAUCCGGCCGACCCCGAGACUCUCCCAAGUGGCUGUGGCUGGGGCCUCGGGCGUCCAUAUACCCUCCUCUGCGAUCUGGACUCCGUUUGGGGUGUGGCGGUUGAAUCUGUGGCUGAUGGCGGGGGGCUUGCUGCCAUGUUACUCGCCCUAGUACUGGUGUGCCGUUUCCGCUACAUCAGCGAGGCAGAGAAGCGCAGUGGUGUCGGACCCAUCCUCCUGCUGCUCCUGGGCAUUCUUGGCUUGUUCGGCUUGAGCUUUGCCUACCUGAUCGAGCAGGAUGAGUCUCUUUGUCUGAUCCGCAGGGCCCUGUGGGGCCUCCUUUUCGCAGUGUGCUUCUCCUGCUUGCUGGUUCAAGGUGUCCGUCUGCGCAGGCUGGGCCGGGAGCGUCGAAGCCCUGGUAGCUGUGCGCUAACAGGCCUUGCGCUGGGUCUGAGCGCUGUGCAGGCCAUAAUCGCUGCUGAGUGGCUACUUCUGACCGUGCUGAGAGAAGGAAGAGCCGCCUGUCAGUACAUGCCACUGGACUUCUCACUAGCCUGCAGCUACGUGCUAGCCCUGCUCCUUGCCGCGCUGACUGCCGCCUCCUUGGCUCUGUGCGGAAAGACCCGUCAGUGGCGCUGCAGUGCUAUCUGGCUGCUGGUGACCUGCCUGCUAUCUGUGCUGCUGUGGGUGGCCUGGGUGGGCUUCUACCUGUAUGGCAAUGCUUGGUUUGGCAAGUCCCCGGAGUGGAAUGACCCAACCCUUGCAAUAGCACUGGUGACUCAGGGCUGGCUGCUGCUGAUUUUCCAUGCCAUUCCCGAGUCCCACAUCUGCCUGAGUUCCCCACCGCAACCCACUGCCCCGGACUAUUUCGACACAUCCCAGAACUCAACGCGCAUGAGGGAGACAAGCUUUGAUGAAGACAUCCCUCUAUCUCACCGGCAGUUUGUGGAGAACCAGGGCUACGGAUACAAUGACGAGAACGCUGCAGGCUUGAGAAGCAGCAGCGCUGCCGGGCAGCACAACAGUAACACCGGCGCCAGGCCCAGCGCUCCUUUCCGAAGCAACGUUUACCAGCCCACCGAGAUGACCAUGAUCCUGAAUGGGGGAGCGGUGCCCUCUGCCCCUCCCACCUACACCGGGAGGCAGCUGUGGUGAGCGAGGCGUUUGGAAAGAGGAUGUACGAAUGAAAAUGAAGAGAGGAAGAAUAUGGAGAGGAUGAGGAGGAAGGUGUCCAGAGGCAAUCUAGUUGGACUGGAUUUAAGACAUUGAUGCCUUCAGGCCCCUUUCACUCUGUACAAACUUCAACACUGACUUUGUGCCAAUCAAUUAUUGUGUGACUGUGUGUAUGUGAGACUGAAAGAAAGCAGGGUAUGGAGGACAGAGCUAAACUUUUUCUAGUACACAAGUCUCCAUAAAAGGUUUUUAAAAAUUUGAAUAAUCUCCAGCAAGUAGCAAAACAAAACAGAUAUGGACUAGGAUCUAAAAAUACAGACAUGUAGUAUUCCUUCUUUUUGGGGAUUUGCUCCUCUGACAAUACCACUACGGUAUGGUUGAAAACUGUGAAACCUGUUACUUCUCUCUGCUCCAACUCUCAUCCUGUCAAGGCAGGAUGUCUUGUCUGCUGGUCCUCACAAUGCUGGUGCUCAAAUGGAAACAUUUGGCUCUGUCCUCCAUCCAUCCACUCUGACCGAGUGAAGACCGAGCAAACUGGCAACUGUACAGCUCGAGCACCACUCUCUUAAAUAUAAUCCAGCCUGUGUGUCUGUGUACAGUAAACGAGAAGAAGCCGUCUGUAUGUGUGUCCUUGCAACUCCCCGACUCCAAUGUAACCACCUCCUCGAGACUGUUGACCCCCUGCCCCUUUUUCUUGCAUCUCCCUCUCUGUUUCCAUCAUGCAUUGUCUCUGCAUAUAACCCAUAACUCUUCUCACCUCCUGUCACCUCUCACCUGCAUGGACACUGCAAAUACAAACAGUAAAUCCUGGACUGCAAGAGAAGUUCCCAGUGAGUGUAGAGACACAGCAAAAGCAGCAUGGAGCACCUGAAAAGAGGGGAACGCACGCCUGCAGAUGAACUGCUGUUAGUAUAUGACAGAGCAAAGCGGAUAACGAUUGGACAAUGAAGGCGACAGUCAUCACUGGGGAGGUGCCGUCUGUGAAUCUAGGUCAGACUGCUGCGCUCUCCCACAUCUCCAGUGGCCACUGGCGGACUGAAGAAGCCAGGAGAGACUGUCACUUUGUCAGCAGGAAACAGAGCGAGGAAAUGAAAUGAUCUCCCUCUCUUAGUUCCUCUAUCUGUGUUUUUUGUGUGUGCGUGCGUGCGUGCGUGCGUGCGUGCGUGCGUGCGUGCGUGCGUGCGUGCGUGCGUGCGUGCGUGC